Molecule: messenger RNA, 2878 nt
Organism: Pungitius pungitius (ninespine stickleback)
Lineage: Eukaryota; Metazoa; Chordata; Actinopteri; Perciformes; Gasterosteidae
Gene: ccnc
Product: cyclin C
Exons: 12
Coding region: 130-981 (283 amino acids)
Biological process (GO): positive regulation of transcription by RNA polymerase II
Cellular component (GO): mediator complex; nucleus
Molecular function (GO): cyclin-dependent protein serine/threonine kinase regulator activity
Source: RefSeq, a predicted model, not a curated record
UUCUCCGGGAGGUUUUUGAUGUGACUCCAGUGCCUGCUAAGCACAACAACAUUGGCUCUGCUGUCUUGCCUCUUUGUAGCCAAGUUGUAUCAUUUAAAACGCCUCCUUCUCUACCUCCAUACCCACUAAAUGGCGGGGAACUUCUGGCAAAGUUCUCAUUAUCUGCAGUGGGUUCUGGACAAGCAGGACCUCAUGAAAGAGCGCCAGAAGGACCUGAAGUUUCUCUCGGAGGAGGAGUACUGGAAGCUGCAGAUUUUCUUUGCCAACGUGAUCCAGGCUUUAGGGGAACACCUGAAGCUUCGGCAGCAGGUUAUAGCGACUGCAACCGUGUACUUCAAGCGCUUCUAUGCCAGGUAUUCCUUGAAGAGUAUUGACCCGGUGCUCAUGGCUCCUACCUGUGUUUUCUUGGCUUCUAAAGUUGAGGAAUUUGGGGUUGUGUCCAAUACCAGGCUAAUCUCCGCGGCAACAUCUGUGUUGAAAACUAGAUUUUCCUAUGCCUUUCCAAAGGAGUUCCCUUACAGAAUGAAUCAUAUAUUAGAAUGUGAGUUCUACCUCCUGGAGUUGAUGGACUGCUGCCUGAUUGUGUACCACCCGUACAGACCGCUGCUGCAGUAUGUGCAGGACAUGGGACAGGAAGACAUGCUGCUGCCCCUGGCCUGGCGAAUAGUGAACGACACAUACAGGACGGACCUGUGCCUGCUCUACCCUCCCUUCAUGAUUGCCUUGGCCUGUCUGCACGUUGCGUGCGUGGUGCAGCAGAAAGAUGCCAGACAGUGGUUUGCAGAGCUCUCAGUGGACAUGGACAAAAUCCUGGAGAUCAUCCGUGUCAUUCUAAAGCUUUAUGACCAGUGGAAGAAUUUUGAUGACAGAAAGGAAAUCGCUGCUGUGCUGAACAAGAUGCCUAAGCCCAAACCCCCCCCGAACAGUGAGAGUGACCAGAGCUCCAACGGGAACCAAAGCAACUCCUACAGCCAGUCCUAGCCACGUAGAGAAGGGGGAAUCUUUUGAAUGUCGCACAGGCCUACCUUUGUGACGUUAGCUGAACCCCCUCCUCCCCUCCUUCCCUCCUCCCCCCCCCAAAAAAAACCCAACCACAUUUCAGCCCACCAAGAUGCCCCUUUGUCUUUGACCAACACCGAGAGCCACGUAUUCACUCUUCCCUCCUCUGGUCAUGGUGGUUUCUGGUUUGGGCGAGUAGCCACUGAAAUAUCUGAAUGAGCCUCUGUACUCGGCUCCGGACUUGAAGUCAACUUAAAACUGAGGAACAUGCGAGGGGGCUCUCGGGGGGGUGAGCUGUGAAUAUGGCGAGGAAAUGAUAAACCAGAUGUGAUGGUUUGGAGGAAACCUGCUUUUGUCAUUUUGAUGAUCCUGACAAUCUUGAACAGCCCCGAGGAGCAAAUCCUUUCAUGUCCUCCGUGGGAUUCGAGAAAACUUGAUCACAAGUACUGUGUGUGUGUGUGUGUCUGUGUGUGUGUGUGUGUACACAAUGUGAGUGGCCGGUCUGGGUGGGUUUUCAUUCCUCAGGGACUUUAGUAGUCUUUCUUCUCUGUAAAAAUGCUUGGAUGCUGGUCGGAUGUGAUUGGAUACCACCGCGUUUACGCUGCGAUGUGAUUGGAUACCACCGUGUGAAGCUGUGUUGUUAUGGAUACCCCUGCCCUGUCCGAUCUCUGCUGGCUGACCAUGAGCCGUGGGUUCUCCGCUAUGGUAGAAAAUAUUUUUUUUAUUACAAUAAUUUACUGUUUUGAAUCAUGAAAAUGCCACCGUGUCCAUCCCCUCCCUUGUAAAUAGCCGUGUAACUCAAUUUUGAUCAUGUUUUGCCUUUUAUUAAGGAAUUGUAAAUGAAAUCAUGAGCUAGUUUAUCUUUGUGCUAGUGCAUCAAAAUUAAAGGGCCCUUGUUUGUUUUCCAUCCGGAUUUUAUUGGUCCGCAGCAAAGCUUCUUCAUUUAGUCCUGAUUGUUUAAUUUAUCAUGCUCUUGGUUGUACGCUGAGUUGUCUAAAGCUAUACUUUGUAAAAUUUGUCACAAAUGGACAAAACGAAAACUAUAAUCGUUCUAGAUUUGUUGCAACCUUUCGGGUUGUACGUUUUAUUAUUCUUCAUCUGCGUCUGCCAUCUAUUCAAUUGCUUCAUCCUGGCAAUACAUCUGUGCAUAUGACUGUAGAUGUGUAUAUUUUUGGGAUGUAAUACGGUGGGGCUGUGUGGCUGUAUUCAAAACAAGGUGCUUGAGAGCCUUUCACAUGGUUUCAGAGCGAACACCCUUCAUGAGAACAUAUUGUCCCACUCACUAAAUGCAUUUUUAAGGUGGUUGGCUCCCUUGAAUGUCCUCGGUGCCCCUGUUGGAAACCAACUGAAAAGGUACGAACACAUGGUGUUAAAUGCCACUAGCCCUCCACACGGGGAGUUAAAGAGACGAGUAGGACGGAGGCACUGAGGCGGGUUGUUAUGCUUUGCUCCAGCAGCCUCCCUCUGUCCAAUGACUGCACAUCACUGGGUUUGAAAAUAUAAAGGGCUUCACAGGCCUAAAUAAUCCUAUUACUUCUGGUAGAAACCAAUUUCCAUAAGGGUUUUAUUACUUGAAAGUCUUUGUCUAUCAUUUAUGGUAAUAAAAACGUUUGAUGUGCAUAACAAAGUGGUUCACUGGUCUUAUUCAAGCUGGGUUUUUUUCUUUUUUACAGGAAAUCUCUAGUGGCAACAGAAAAUAAUACCAUAAGAGGUUGGAUUUGGCAGAGUAUGCACGAGAUAUUGUCCAUGUUUUCCCUGUUUGUGCUUUAGAGGAUGUGAGUUACUUCACUAAGUGAAAUGGUAGGAUGUAUUUGCCUCUGGGAGAUGGGCCCGAAGGGUACUGUUGGUACCCGUGACGUCACUUGACUGAAACAUGGCA